Molecule: messenger RNA, 1678 nt
Organism: Aphanomyces invadans
Lineage: Eukaryota; Oomycota; Saprolegniomycetes; Saprolegniales; Verrucalvaceae
Exons: 6
Coding region: 35-1084 (349 amino acids)
Biological process (GO): transmembrane transport
Molecular function (GO): transmembrane transporter activity
Source: RefSeq, a predicted model, not a curated record
CAGGGAACCAUCACGACAACUGCCGCGGUGAAGGAUGUUGGGCAAGCUAUGGACGUACGCACGGGACGCCGAGCAUAACGUAAAGCUCUCGUACCUGUUUACCAUCACGUUUUGGUCCUGCCGCAGCAUUAUCUUUCAGCAAGUGCUGUCGGGGUAUGUGUUUGUGCUGACUCAAUCGAACGAACCCGUGGGAAUGGUCAAGGGCAUUCAAGGGGUUGUCCAAAUGAUUGCUGCGAUUCCAGGGGGCUGGGCGUGCGAUCGCUUUCGCCGCGACACGAUCUUGAAAAUCUCGUCCGUGCUUGGUGUUUUCUGCGCGCUCUUGUCAGUCAUUGCGUUCUACAUGGGUCAUUUGAUGAUGAUUUACGUUGCGUUUGGAUUUUGGGGCAUCUUUUGCGCACUGCAAGGACCGGCGUUGGAAGCUUUGUUUGCUGACUCGAUCCCAAAUGGCGAGCGAUCAUUUCCCAUCACAAUCAAGCACAUGCUCAUGAACACUGCCAUGGUGGCUGGACCUGGCCUCUGCAUUAUUUUCUUUCUCAUCUACGGCGACUCGUGGAACCUCGUGGGAUUGCAAUACGUGCUCAUUUUCGGGACUAUAAUUGGCGUUCCGCCCCUCGUUUUGCUCUACUUUUUCAACGAUGACUUGGCGUAUGAAAACUACACCCAGACAUGCACCCUCAAGCCCCGCGCCCUCUCCUUUGUCGAUGAAGAUGGUGUGCUGGAGUUUGCCGUGACGGACGACGAAACCAGCUUGUCCAAAUCCCCGGCGAAAGAGUCUUCCAAGUUGCUUGGUGCGUCUCCGAAACCCGCGGCCACGAGCACGUUGACCUCUGAGUCCGUGGCGUCCCCGACCAGCGCCAUCACGAACGAAAACACAUUUCUGUGCUUUGGUCCGCGUCAUGUGCCGUACUUGCUCUUCUUUGCCGACUUUGUCAUUUGCAAUGGCGCGGGCAUGACGAUCAGCUUUUUUCCAGUGUUUUUUCAACACGAUUACGGCCUCACACCGUCGCAAGUCAACAUUUUGUACUUUGUCCAGCCGCUCUUGAUCGUAGUCUUGUCGUACUUCACCCAGCGUGUGUCCACGUAGGCCAUUCUGCUUGAGCGAGUCUAACGAGAUGCGUAGGGUCACAGGAACAAUCGAAACCGUCGUGGCGACGAGGAUUUUUGCCACUCUAUGUCUUGGUGCGAUGGCAUUUGUGACGCCGUUGCCGGUCGAAAUCGGGCUGUUUUUGCUACGGAGCGGCUUUAUGCGAUGCUCGGAGCCGUUGCGCACGUCGCUGUUGAUGGAUUACGUGCCCCAGCACUUGCGUGGACGUUGGAACUCCCUCGAAGGCCUCACCCAGUUUACGUACUCUGGCAGCGCCGUUGUUGGGGGCUAUCUGAUCGAACGCCACGGCUACCGGUUUUGCUUCUUCAUUACGGCUGUCAUCUACGUCGUCGGCGUCGCCAUCGAGGGCCUCCUCGUCCCGAUCAUUCGAAGCCAUCAUCGCCGCCUCCAGCAACAAGCCAAGUCGGCCGUUGUCAAGCUGGCGUGAACAACCAACCACACCGACGUCGAUCCAUCCCGCUCUCCACCCUGACCCAAACCAAAUAAAUACACGAAGUAUGCUCUUAACACCUUCAAGGUACACACUAGAAGCUUCAUCAUGUUGCUAAGGCGCCACCUUGGCUGACGUGACCC